Molecule: messenger RNA, 1890 nt
Organism: Mesorhabditis belari
Lineage: Eukaryota; Metazoa; Nematoda; Chromadorea; Rhabditida; Rhabditidae
Source: the annotation of a GenBank genome assembly
AUGAUCGUCACUAGGAAGCCGAUGCUCUCGCUGAGCUAUCUCAACGAAUCUUCUUUCAACCCACCACUUGCUUCAACUCCAAUCACUGAUAGAAAGAAACCAACAAGUCUGCAAUUUGUCGAUAGUUUAACGAUGAGUACCAAGACUCCUUCAACUGCGUCAUCAGCGACUCCUGCAUCACCAGCUCCACAAGUUGCCAAACGACGAAGAACGUCAAGUGGCGAUGGAAAGUCUGUGCGGAUACAAGAGAAGACCCCCGAACAGAAAGAUGACGACGUUGAAAUGGCAGAAGAGGAGGUGAAUGAAACGAAUGGAACGAGUGUUGAGGACAAUUUGGCAAAUCUACUUGAGACAAGCGUACAUCUGACCGAGGCGACGAUUAAUACAAAUAAAGACAAUCAUUUGAAAACAGCUGAGGAAAUUACGUUACCGAUUCGAGAGCCUUCACUGGUUGAAGCGGUCAACGACGAGAAAGAACCGAUUUCAGAUGAGACACAAAGAAAGUCGGAAGAUUUCACGAUUGGGGUUGCACAUACAUUCGGUCAAACGCUGAAUGCAAACGCAACUGAAGACAUCGACAACUUCACAUUUGGGCCAGAACCGCCAAAAGUUGCGCAGACUUUGACCGACAAUGUCACGCUCGGACAGAACAAUUUGAGUCAAAUCCUCUUAGGAGUCGGAGACCAAUUCUCAAUACAGACAUUGCCUCAAGAUGCGACAGGAAUUGCGAGCGUUAACGUGACUCAGGCAACUGCCACCAGGAAAAAUGCAACACAGAUGCUCUACGAGUCGCUUUUGGAUGAUCGACCAUUCUUUUUGGCCGAUUUCGUCGGUGAUGAAAACGACUCGCUGGCUAAAUUACUGCAUAUCAUUGAGCAGGCAAAAGUUGACGAAUGGAGGGAAGUGCUGCCGAACGACACGUUUAACAACAUCAAAAAGCUCGGUGAGGGUGUUUACGGAGAAGUGUUUGCAACAACGUGGAAUGGAGCUCCAACGGCAAUCAAGAUCAUUCCCUUUCGGGCCGAUAAUGUAAUCGAUGAAGCAAAAGUAAAUGGAGAGUUUCUGAAAUUCGCGGCUGACAUUAUACCUGAGGUGUUGAUCACAAGAGAACUUUCCGGGUUGUCGAAUACCGGCUCAUACCAGACGUCCAACUUCAUUGAACUUCUACAAGCUCGUGUCGUUAAAGGGAACUAUCCCGAAGAGUUUCUUGAGGCAUGGGAUGUAUUUGCUGGACGAAAAGGCGGCUCGGAAAAUGACCGGCCUGACACAUAUUCAACGGAUGAGCGUCUUUACAUCGUGAUCGCUUUGUCCAUGGGUGGAAUAGAUAUCGAGCACUACACGCCGAGAAAUGAAAACGAGGUGUUCUCGCUUUUGCUUCAAAUCAGCUUUGCACUGAUGGCCGCCGAACGAGAACUCUGCUUUGAACAUCGUGAUCUGCACGUUGGCAACGUAUUGGUAAAACAAACCGAGGAUGAGUAUAUUGAAUACCGAAUGAACGGUUUACCUUUGCGAAUUCGAUCACACGGCGUCAAGGCGAACAUUAUCGAUUUCACAAAUUCAAGGUUAUCAAAAGCGGGAGUCAACAUCUACUUGGAUCUCGAAGAAGACCAAGAGCUGUUCCAAGGACAAGGCCACUACCAAUUCGAUAUCUACAGAAUGAUGCAAGCACAUAAUGGUGGCAAUUGGUGUGACUUCAACCCAAAAUCAAACGUUUUCUGGAUCCAUUAUAUGUCAAAGGAAUUGCUCUCGAGAGUGGCCAAGAAGAGAAUAACACCGAAACGGAAGAAGCAAUUGGAGGCGAUAUUUGACAAGGUGCUAAUGUUUGAUGAGUUGAGUGCUUUUGUCUACGAUGAGGUGAUGAAUGAUGUGUGCGAAAAAUACCUCGUUGAG